Messenger RNA from Oryza brachyantha (malo sina), 2214 nucleotides. RefSeq lists its product as uncharacterized. NCBI's taxonomy places the organism in Eukaryota, Viridiplantae, Streptophyta, Magnoliopsida, Poales, Poaceae. The transcript has 3 exons. The coding region runs from base 123 to 830 and encodes 235 amino acids. The record is from RefSeq and is a predicted model, not a curated record.
UCAGCGACACCGGGUCGCAGCGAUUUCGAAUUGCCGCCCUCCCAAAUCCGAAAACCCAAAUCCAUCCCCACCGCACCUCCGCUCCGCGCACCCUCCCGCACGCUCCCCGCGGCGGCGCCCGGAUGGCCGCAACCGCCGCCGGCGACGGCGUCGACGACGACAACGGGUGGGAGAUCUGCAACGACCACGGGUUCGUGUACAAGCGCCGGCGUGGCCUCCACCCGCCCGACCGCGAGGAGGACCCCGCCGCCGUCGCCGCGCCGUCCUCCACCCCGGGGCCGCCCCCCGAGGUGGUCCUCCGCCGCCGCCGACGCCAGGCGCUCCUCCGUCUCCGCGCCAAGUACCUCGACGAGCUCUCCCGCUGGGAGUUCCUCUCCUCGGGCCUCCUCGCGCCGCUCCCGGCCCCGCAGGCGGCUCCUCCCCGACCGCCUUCCGAUCCCGUCUCCGCCGCCCCGCCUCCCGACUCCUCCUCCUCCGACCUCGCCGUCGUCGACGACCUCCUCUCCCAGGCGGAGGCGACGGAGGAGCUGCUCAAGAAGCUAUCGCAAGCGUGCGAUGAGAUCAACGAGUUCUGCCGCGCGCACGAGGCUGCCCUCGUGGAUGCGGUCGCCGAGCUGCCGGUAUGGGGCGAUCCACGGGAGCUUAUGAACUCCUUGUGCCGCUCCGCCGAGCAGCCUGACCCUGGAAGAGGAAUUGUGAAGCCAGUAUACAGUCCAAAGGAGAGCUUGUAUACAGAGGAUGUGUUGGCUUCCUGCGAGUGCCAAGUACUAAAUAUAAUCCUCCAUCAAAUUAUCCCCAUGACAUCUGUCUCUUGUUCUAUUGCUCUUUAGUUGAAAAUUUGAAGACAAGCUGAUCACUGAGCUGGAUGACAUCAGCCACUUUGCAUUGGAUGUCCUGCAGGUAUGAAUAUUUGUUUUGACAAGCAAGUGGAAUUUAUGGUGCUUUUUGUUAGGAAAAUGAUAACAUUCUUCAUAGAAAGUUACGAGGCAGAUUGUGGUUAGUUCUUUGAUGCCUAAAUAUAAUUACCAACUCGAUUACAGCCUAGCCUGCAUAUUUCAAUUUUUUUAUUAACCUGGUAAAAUCAUACCAUUUUUUCAUUUGGUACAAUUAUUGUGUUACUUUUAGCUUUCAGUGUUGACCUCAGGGAAUAAAGUGGAAUUCUUUAGGCUCGCUAAGAAGAAAUGUCCAUGUUAAGUGAAGCGCCUGUUGUGCAAACAAAUACAGUAGGUAGAUAUCCAACUAUUAAGAUGUAUUUGUGAGGCAUAACGUGUAAAGUGGGUGGAAUAGAGUGAGGAAAAUCAGUAAGAUUAGUCGUAAGCAAAAAGAAGCAAAACUUAUCUCAGAAUAAUAGUCCCUUGCCUUCCAAAAAACCUGAGUGAAUUGUCUUGUAGUGUAGUGUUUCAUGCUUUUAACAUCUUGCGAUCUUGCCACUGAAAUGUCUGUUGGAUCGAUAUAUGCAUGUAAAAUUAAUCCUUUGGUUCUUGAUAUACUUAUACUUGACAUAUCUUUCAUUGAAUCUAAACAUAUCGUGACCUCUACUCUGGCACAAUAUUAUUAUCACCCUUCUAUUCUUGUGGUCUUUUGAGUUAGUAAAGAAGUAAUUGUAUCAUUGCAGAUUACUUAUAAAACAACUGUGCUUGCCAAUUGUGACAACGAGUUUAAUCCUGAGGCUAUUAUUUUGAUUGAAUGAAUUCAUAUAUAGCAUAAACAACAAUUGUCAAAACUCAGGCUUACUGAGAACAGUUAUCAAACUCCGUUAUAUGCAAGUUGUGCAAGAAAGAAACAUCGCAAGGUACGCAUCCAUCGUAUGAAGAUGCAUUUGGUGAUGCAUAUCAGCUGAAUAUUGAAGGGAGCAAAGUGAAAAGGAGAGGAAUCAUCGAAGAAGAGGAGCCGUGGCCGCGAGCAACAACAAGCUCAUGGCUAGACCAAACCAAUUGUCUUGAUGAUGAUGUCUUCGAUCAUCCUGUAUACAAACUAGUUAUUUUAGUGGUUGACAUGUUUAGUGUAGUCUGACCCUGUGUGACUUUUCAUUCUUGAGUUAUAAUGUUAACCUGGUGCAAGGUAUACUCUAGUGCAGAACUGGUGAAUGGCAGGAAACAUUAGUUCCUUCAAAUGCCAUUUCGUAGAAAUAUUAACUGGCAAUAGCCAGUCGCCUUGUUUCUUGACGUACUGUGUUUUGUCAUAUUAAUUCCCAAUAAAGAAUAAACCCUUGGU